AUGGAAGAAUCGAGAUACUACUACCGCCUCGCAACCGCUCUCCCUGACGAAUCUAGUCACACUCCCACGCCAGAUUUCUCACCACGGUCUUUUCCGAAGGAGGAAGAGCCACCAUCUCAAACAAAACUCACUCGAAGGCUCUUGUUGAGAAAAACGAAGAGCGCGCCUCAGCUCAGAGAUGAUGGGGCUCUGGAGUGGUUCGCAGACGACUCAUACGCACCCCAGAUUCAACCCCAAUCGAUCAUAUCCAACCUCCAAGCAAACAACUACCUCCAGCCCGAACCAGGACUACCGGACUCCCACAACAUCCUACCAGACUCCCACAACUUCAUCGCCCAAACUCCAGAACUCCCACCCCAAAACACCCCACCCCAGAACCUCCUCCAACACCAAACCAUCCCCGCCGCCCCUCCUCCCCUCACCACCCCCUCCCCCUUCUCCCUCCUCACCCCUUCCACCCUCACCGCCCGCAGCGCCGCCCUUAGCUCCGACACCGUCGUCGGCCUCGUCACCGGCUCCGUCGGCGCCGCCAUCGGCCUCGCCGGCACCACGGCCGCCAUCGCGCAAUGCUACAUGACGCGCGCGCAAACACGCACCCGCCGCAGCCACAGCCCCCAGUCCGCGUCCGCGUGCGACUCCGCCAUCGAGCUCUCCAGCCUCCGCCCCGCGCAAACCGGCUCAAGUUCAUCGGCAGAAGAGCUAGCGCCGCUCGCGAUAACCUGCCACGACGACACGUGCAUGCUAGGCGACCAUGGGACCGAGUACGAGUGGCGGCUGUGCCAUUGGCGGCGCGAGCUGGAGGCGUGGAGCUGGACGCGGGGGCUGGAGCUGGAUGUGCGCGAGGCUGGGGCCCGCGCGCAGGAAGCGGAGAAUGUGCGGGUGGCGAAGCAGCUGGCGGAAGAAGAGAGGAUGGUGGAAGCCGAGGAGGCGCGCCUGGAUGCGCAAGCGGAGGCGUUGAGGACGAGGAGGCGGGAGCUGAGAGAAGACGAGGCGCGGAGUACCGCGGAGUUGGCGGAGCGGACGAGGGCGUUGGAGGCGGAUGAGGGGGCGUCCAGGGCGCGGGUGGAAGAGGGUGUGGCGGUGGUGGUGCGGCGGAUGGUGGGGGCGCGGGUGGAGGCGUUAAGGAAGCAGCAUGUGGGGCUUGGGGAGCGGGAGAUAGCGCUGGUGGGCGCGCAGGAGAAGCUGGCGGCGGAGGAGGAGAAAUUGAAUGCAAGACUGAGGGCGUUUGCGGAGCUGGUUAACGAUUUCGACUCGAAGUAUUCAGCGAUCAAGCUGAGGAAUGCGAAACUGCAAUCAGAGCUCGUGGAGCGAGAGAGGGUUGUUGAAGACCAGGCCCGGCGACUGAAUGAGUGGCAGAUGAUCCUGAGGCGGGUGUCGGAUCGGACGAGGCAUGCGAUUCGGGAGCAGCAGUUGGGGAUUAGUCGGCGUGGGCGGUAAGAUAUUGCUACUCCUACAUCAUCGAUGUUUCUAUGAAAAGUGCAGUCUAAUCUCUUCAUUAAUCUAUCUUCUCUCAUACUCGCCUAAAC
Messenger RNA from Mytilinidion resinicola, 1526 nucleotides. RefSeq lists its product as uncharacterized. Lineage: Eukaryota; Fungi; Ascomycota; Dothideomycetes; Mytilinidiales; Mytilinidiaceae. The record is from RefSeq and is a predicted model, not a curated record. The transcript has a single exon. The coding region runs from base 1 to 1437 and encodes 478 amino acids.